UGCUACGCUGUCUUCGUGUGUUCCUUGAAGGGCACAGUUGCACUCUAGAGCUGUCAACUGUUCAUGGCCAGGCCUCCAGCAAUGCUUGCUUGACGAGGGUUUGACGGCUAUCAUCACAUUAUAGGGUCGCAAAGUUCAACAUCGUGGCCCGUUGGCCGUUCUGGUACUCAUCAGCCACCACCAAACACAAUGGAACUCCCCAGACAGAAACGCACACUCCUCUUCACCGGGAAGACGGUGAUGCAUGGACGCUUCUCUCACCAGGCAUACCAUGCCUCAACGAUUUCCAAAGUCUAGGAUUCGUCAACCAUAAAUGGGCAACCCUUGACAUGCUUUUCUGCUGGACCACUCUGCGGCGGUACCGGCAUUUCCGCUGUUCCACUAUCAUCCUGGCAGCAAGGCAAAAGGUUGACACACCACGGAUACAGUUGACCAAAUCCACUGGUAUUCAUCAGCUACAGACGUACCGUACGGGUACACAGCAUUUUUAUGAGGCCGCGGCAAUGGCAUGGCAUCUCAGUAAUAAUGAUCUAUCGGUACAGAGUCAUCUUGCGGGCGGGACGACAACGCGUCGCACGGAAACCGUAAAGAAAGAAGAUACAUGUCAGAGAUCGGCAGGCGACGCGUCCAUCUUUUGCCGCUCGGGAAUUAAAACGUCACGCUGGCUACACACACGCACACACGCGACUGAAUUUUUUAUAUUUGGCUUCUGGAAGACAUCGACGCCGCCGCCGCCGCCACCCCCCGUUGACGAGUCCCGGCCGAACUGGAGGCUGUUGACCUCCACCUUGGGCAGCAUUGGGCUUCUACCAACGGUCAUCUCAACCUUCGUCUCUUCAUCCUGUCCUGGUGCGCAGGAGGCGAAUUGAUCGCUCAAGCAUCUUCAAAUCCUGAAACCACCAUCAAAGGUUCAUUCCGGCCGAAUGGCGAGGACUGAGUCAAGAUUCCUCAAACUUCACAGG
This is a messenger RNA of Colletotrichum phormii, 962 nucleotides long. RefSeq lists its product as uncharacterized. NCBI's taxonomy places the organism in Eukaryota, Fungi, Ascomycota, Sordariomycetes, Glomerellales, Glomerellaceae. Bases 330 to 869 code for a protein of 179 amino acids. The transcript has a single exon. The record is from RefSeq and is a predicted model, not a curated record.